Camelina sativa (false flax) is the source of this 1212-nucleotide messenger RNA. It is a transcript of the gene WRKY46, whose product is annotated as WRKY DNA-binding protein 46. NCBI's taxonomy places the organism in Eukaryota, Viridiplantae, Streptophyta, Magnoliopsida, Brassicales, Brassicaceae. Gene Ontology annotation, molecular function: DNA-binding transcription factor activity; transcription cis-regulatory region binding. Gene Ontology annotation, cellular component: nucleus. Gene Ontology annotation, biological process: regulation of DNA-templated transcription. The record is from RefSeq and is a predicted model, not a curated record.
ACACUAACACACGAAACUCACAAACCAACCUCACUCAAGAAAAAGAAAGAAAACAGAGAAUUUCUAAAAAAAGAUUCUAAAUUCUUUUGUAAGUGAGUGAAUGCAGAGAUGAUGAUGGAAGAGAAACUUGUGAUAAGUGAACUGGAACUAGGCAAAGAUCUUGCGAAUCAACUGAUGAGCAAUCUCAAACACACUUCUUCUUCUGCUGAUUCAAACAAAACCUUGAUCUCUGAGAUCCUCCGUAUUUACCAGAAUGCUAUUUUCAUGUUGAGCCUCAACGAAGACAAGAACACCCUUAAACGAAGAAGCCCUGAGAUCGAUGAUGACAAGGAUUCUAAAAUCAUGUUCAAAAAGAGGAAAACAUCGGAGAAGAAGACUGAGAAAGUUAAGGUUUUUGUUGCAACAGGACAAGACAAUGGUUCAAUUGAAGAUGGUCAUUGCUGGAGAAAAUAUGGACAAAAAGAGAUUCAUGGAUCCAAAAACCCUAGAGCAUAUUACAGAUGCACGCAUCGAUUCACACAAAACUGUGUAGCAGUGAAGCAAGUUCAGAAAUCAGACACAGAUCCUUCGGUUUACGAAGUGAAGUAUCUCGGAAACCAUACUUGUAACAACAACAUGGCAUCCCCGAAAGCGACAACGACGACCAUGAACUUCUCUGUUUCAAUGUUCGAAGAAGAAAGAAACAGAGUGAAUGUCACUGAGCGAUCUGAAGAAAUCAAACCGAAGAAAUCCGAAGAAGUGAUGAUAAAUCUUGAAGAUCUGGAGAACAAGAAGAACAUUUUCAGAACGUUUUCUUUCCCUAACCAUGAGUUUAAUGAGAAUGGCCAGUGGAAAAGUAACCUUUUCUUGGGAGAGCUUUCUCCUGCGACAUCAGGAUCUGGAAUCACAAGCGAGAUUGUAACUGCACCUGCUUCUCUUGAGAAUUCUGAAACUGCAGAUUCGUAUUUCUCAUCGUUGGACAAUAUUAUCGAUCAGGAUUGGUUGUGGUCUGCCCUUUGAUGAUUGGUCAAUGUAAUUGUCGCUUCAAUGAUGGCAGUAAUUAUAUAUAGAUGGUGGGUUUAAUUUCAGGUUUAUAGUAUAGUAUAGUUUAGGAUUUUUACAUGAGUUUGGCCCUUUUCUUUUUUCAGCAGGGUUUAUGAAUUUCUCUAUGAAGUUGGAUUGUACUUUAUGACAAUUAAUGAAGAAAUGAUUGUAUUAAGGUUUAUUUGAUAA